GUUUUCUUCGGCAUCUGCAGCCAGUGCAAUGACGCGGCGAAAGCUUUCGUGGAGGGAGCGCAGUGCUUCGACCUCAUUGGCCUUGCGGAGCAUCACCUUACGCGCCCCCAGUGCGACGCCGAAGAGCAGAGGUUGCGCCGAUACGGGUGGCGCUCCAUGCACUCCUGGACGCCAGCCACUAGCAGCCGCAGAGCAGCCGUGCGGCCAGGGCAAGCAGAACGCAGAGAAGGCACGCCAUGUUGGCUACGCCGCAAUGACCUCAAUACCUUCUCACACCCACCUGAUAAGACGGGCGAGGGCGCCUUCCAUGACCAGCUCAGCGACGCCACGGUCACACUCAUCCGUCUACGCCAUGGCACCUUCGCGCUCAUCAGUUGCUAUCUGGACUGCAGCAUCGGGCUCGUGGGUAACAACGGCACCAAGCUGGGCAACAUCCUCAGGGUCACCAGGUCGCUCGGGGUGCCGUGGAUCAUAGUCGGGGACUUCAACUGUACGCCAGAUGAGAUGGCUCCAUCCCGCUGGCCGCAGGCACUCAAGUGCAAGAUCCUGGCGCCAGACGCCGACCUCACCUGCGCCAGCGGCAAGGGCCGAAUCCCCGACUAUCUGUUAUAUUCCGACUCAGCCAGACCAUACAUCAAAUCAGUGGACGUAGUGCGCCAAGUCCCAUGGGGGCCGCACCUUGGGCUGCGCAUCCAGCUCGCGGCCAGGCCAGGCGAAGUCCAAGCCCGUAUUCCGUGGCUCCCCAGGAGGUUCGAGAUCCCGACCGUAGAGACCCAGAUCACCAAAGGUAUCAAGCGGGCACAGAGGGACAGACAGCAGUACGAAAAUGCCGUCGAGGAAGGUUUGGGCGAUGAUGAGCUCGCGAACCUCCAGCACUUGGUGAGCGAGACCUACACCAAGAAACACCAUGCCUUCUGCGACGACGAUGCAUGGGCCAACGCCAAGGACUACGCCGCCCAGAGCCAGCUGGGGCAACUCCCGCCCUGGGUCCAAAGCUCCCUGGCGUACAGGGCCAACCCAGACUGCGCGGACAGCUUGGGCGAUAGGUACGGCUACUGGGCAAUGGCGGCGGAGAAGAUGCUCGCAUACCUAUGCGAGGUCAAGCCGCGCGACAACGCCAGGCGCGACCAGCCCAUCAAGUAUGUACGGACUGCAGUUACCAGCCACCUGAAGCAUCAGCCAGGCCACCAAGGGGCGGCUCGGAGACCCGAAGUCAACAUGUGGGGCACACUGCAAGGCAGGCUGACUGGGCUCAGCAAGGUAUGCCUCAUGACUAACGGCACCUCUGGGCAGCGUGCGGCCAUCGAGCACGUGAUCAUCCUCACAUGCCAACAGAUCAGGGACGCUCAGAAGCUCACGGAAGACGACCCCAGCGAAGACAGCAGGGCACUCCGAUAUACGGAGGCACUCGUCCGAGGCCAGCGCCUACCAGUCCCAGAUGACGAGCAGGACGAAUGGGUGGCAACAGUAGAGGCAGUCCGCCAACGUGCGGAUUCACACAACAAGAAGGCUUGGCAGGAGGCCAGACCUGCAGUACGCCACUGGACAGAACAAGCUCUCCAAGGAUCGAUGGUCGAGGGACACGGGUACUUCAGCAAGCCAGAGCGGAAGGACCUCAGCGAAGUCACUAUCGACCCACUGGAUGGACACCCAGAAGGCGACCUCCAGGAGGGGGUCAACCUACGCAGGGCAGCUUGGGGCAGGCGCUGGCAGAGGGACACGGACUCGCAGGACCUGCAAGCAGCCAUGGAAGGCCUGCGCGCCAAGGCCGACGCGGCCAACCGCAACCGAAGGCCAUGCGAGCUAGCCGAUUUGGACAAAGCCGUGCGCCAGUUCAAGAAUAGCACAGGCAGAGGCACGGACCAGUGGAGUCCAGCAGAGCUGGCCGCCCUUCCGACCCCAGCCAGGCACGAGUUGACCGACCUAAUCAAUGAUUGCGAAGCAACGCUGUCCUGGCCCCACCAGUUCUACCACGUAUGGUACCAGCUCCUCAGGAAGAACGACAGCGCGGUCGCAGGGGAGGAAAGACCCAUCGGGCGAUUCCCCAUCUUGGUUCGAGUCUGGGGCAGACUCACCAAGCACGAGGUGGGACACUGGUGUGACGAGAGGGCUGCAUUCUGGGACGCAGCGGUGGCUGGCAGCUCCGCGCUCCAAGCCUUCAUCGUCGCGGCCUGCCUGGACGAAGCGGCUGCGCGCGGGCAUUCAGCUGAAGCAUGGGCAAGCUUGUUUUUGGACUUAGAGAAGUUCUAUGACAACAUUAACCUGGUCAAGCUCAUCAAGAAGGCGGAUGCCCUGGAGUACCCGCCCGUCGAGCUCUACGUAUGCACCCUGAUGUAUGUGGCGCCGCGGGUCGCGCGAGCCUCAGGUCCGUACGGAGCCCCACUGGUGCCAUGCAACAGCAUCGUUGCAGGCUGCAAUCACGCCAACAAUGCGGCUCGCACGAUGCUAUACGACAUCCUCGAACUUGCGCACCGCACUGCGCCGAAGGCAUGGCCACGGCAGUAUGUCGACGAGGUGCAAAUCCGCGCGGAGGGAGCAUGCAGCAUUGUGGGGCACCAGAUAGCCACCAGCGCAGCAUCCAUCAUACGAAGCUGUGAAGCCGACCAGCUGCCCAUCUCAGGGAAGUCUGCGGUGGUCGCCUCGCACCCAGCCGUCAGAGACGCAGUCGGCGCCACAGCGGCUGCCAUGGGCCUCGCCCUCGCGCAGGCCGAAAUCAUGAAGGGCCUGGGCUGCGACACCACCAUUGGGAGAAGGAGACGCAGAGCGACCCAGGCCAAGCGUGCAUCACAGGCCAGGCAGCGGAAGAAGCGGGCCAAACAGUUCCUGCGGGCAGCCCGUUGGAGAAGACGAUCAGCGAGCCUGUACCGCACCAGCAUCAGGGCCAACCAGCAGCACGACCAGGCCGCAACGGGCAUGACCCCACACGACAUCAUCAGGGCACGAGCUGAGGCAGCCGACAUGGCGGGCAUCACGGCGGGGCACCGAUGCACGGCUACGGCUAAGGAACCGUUGACGGCCAACGUCACCCGCCAACUUCGCGAAUGGGUGCGCAUGUGGAGACGCAAUGAUGACCUACGCGGCCACCUCCGCGAAGCAUGGCACCGCGUGCAGAUCCACCUGAACAGCGUCACCAAGCGAGGCCGAUGGAUGGCCGCCACGGGCCCCAUGGCAGCCCUUCAGCUCUCCCUCGGGAUCCUCGGCUGGAAGGGGCAGGAAGCGGAGCAGUGGACUGACCAUCGCGGGCACACGUGGCAAAUCUCAGAUGCCGUGGAUGCCAACCUCACCGAGGUCGAGGAUGCCAUCAAGGACGCCGCGACCAGCCUCCUUUGGAGCCAGCGCCCAGCCACGGAUGACAUCGACCACCAGUGGGUCACCAGCACGGCAGCCCUGGUGGCCAGGGCGAGAGCUGUCAAAGACGACCCGCUUGAGCACGCUUUUUGGGUCAGAGGCAUCCUACCCAACGAAAUAUGCCCAAUCGACCCACCCCCAGAGUGGGGCAGCCUCGACGACACGCACUGGGCGGUUGGGAACUUCGGCAUGCGCACUGGCGACACCCGCUCCGUGGCAGCUGCGGUCGCGUACGCUGACGGUUCAGUCACGUCAGGCGACAAGCGCAUCGCCCGAGCAGGAUGGGGCAUAGCGCUGGAGCUGCCCGAAGACACGGGCAUCGACAUCGACGACUACCCAGGCUGGUUCAGCAUCGUGGACGGGCCCCAGACCGUCGCAGCAGCAGAGCUCGCAGCCAUCUACUGGACGCUGAAGCUCACCCACGGACCACUCGCCAUCGUCACGGACUCCCAGAUGGUGGCGGACGGGUGGCGCAGUUACAGCUAUGCCCACCCAGAGGGGGUCAGGGUCUUCCACACACGCAAGCAGGUUGAGGAAGCUACGGGCAACCGAAUGCACAAGCGGACCGACGGCAAGUGGGUCUGCCUCGAAUGCAGCAAGGGGCCUGGCAAGUUCUCCAUGGUCGACUGGAUGCGGACACAUGGGCGCAAUGCAAUGCCAAUGGUAGCCAAUAGUAGCGGGCGGGCCACCAAAGUACCCAAGACGGAGUACGCCACCCUCAUGAACCAAGGGCCGAUCCACCCAACGCACAACCUGAGCUACCUGCAUGGGUAA
Molecule: messenger RNA, 4122 nt
Organism: Prorocentrum cordatum
Lineage: Eukaryota; Dinophyceae; Prorocentrales; Prorocentraceae
Source: the annotation of a GenBank genome assembly